GUGCACCAUACAUCCCGUGCUCUCGCACAAUGCUGGAAUCGGGCGCAUGGACCCCACUUUCCCUAGGGAAUUGAAUGCACGGACGAGUACAGGCUGGUUAUUAUCUCGGCGUGCGCUCUCGCUCUCUCUCUGUUCUAGCGGGGGGUUGGAAAACUCAUCGCUGAGAGGCUUGAAGGUUUGACCACUGGCACCGCUCGUCAGCGGCUCCUCUCGACAGAAGCUAUAGCUUUCUACCUUCGAAUAGAAUUAAAUGAGAGGCGGUAGAUAUAUACGCAGGGCUGUUGGGGGUGGUCGUUCGUCAGGUGCAAGAGCUGGCAUAGUGGAAGACUCUCAAACGGGGUGGGGAUUUCGAGUCCAGGCUAAAUUAUUUCUAGGGUUGUACUUAUUGUGCCGAGUCGGUUUGCUUUCGGUUUCGCUGUCCGUUUUGUGAAGAUACAGAGAGGAAGUUGAUUGAUUCGUUUAUGAAGGCGGGAGGGAAUAAGAGGAAGUGAUGAGGAAGGUGGGGAAGUAUGAAGUGGGGCGGACAAUUGGCGAAGGCACCUUUGCUAAAGUCAAAUUCGCCAUCAACACCGAAACGAGCGAAUUUUUGGCGAUGAAGGUGUUGGAUAAAGAUACCGUGCUGAGGAAUAAGAUGGUGGAGCAGAUCAAGCGUGAGAUAUCCAUAAUGAAGAUGAUUAGACAUCCCAAUGUGGUGCGCUUGCAUGAGGUGCUGGCCAGCCGAGCGAAGAUCUACAUCGUACUGGAGUUUGUUUCUGGUGGAGAAUUGCUGGAUACAAUUGCACACAAAGGGAGACUCAGUGAGGGGCAUUCUCGUAGGUACUUCCAGCAACUGAUAGAUGCAGUUGCAUAUUGUCACAGCAAGGGUAUAUCGCACCGAGACUUGAAGCCAGAGAAUCUGCUAUUGGAUGCUAAGGGAAACUUGAAAGUUUCGGAUUUUGGGCUCAGUGCACUGCCGCAUCAAGUGAGGGAAGAUGGCCUUUUGCACACAACUUGUGGCACUCCCAACUAUGUUGCUCCGGAGGUGCUUGACAACAAUGGCUACGACGGUGCAGUGGCGGACAUUUGGUCAUGUGGUGUAAUCCUUUUCGUUUUGAUGGCGGGAUAUCUUCCAUUCAAUGAAGCCGACCUUAAAACUCUUUAUGAGAAGAUUCAACAUGCAAGUUUCUUAUGUCCUGCCUGGUUCUCACCUGGCGCCAAGUCAUUGAUAUUGAAGAUGCUGGACCCCAAUACUCGAACUCGCAUUACUUUAGAGGGGAUUUAUAACCACCCGUGGUUUAAAAAGAACUACGUUCCCGCGCGUUUGAGCGAUGCUGAAGAGGCUUCAGAUCUUGAUGAUGUGGAGUCUGUCUUUGAUAAUUCAGAGGAACGAUUCGUUGAUGAUCAACUGGUCAAAGAAUCAGGACCUUCCAUGAUGAAUGCAUUUGAACUCAUAACACUCUCUCAGGGAUUGAAUCUCUCCGCUCUGUUUGAUAGGCGACAGGAUCAUGUGAAACGUCAAACAUGUUUUACUUCAAAUAUACCGGCUAACGAAAUUAUUUCUCGAAUGGAAGGAGCUGCCCAAUCGAUGGGCUUUCGAGUGGAAACUCGCAAAUACAAGAUGAGGCUUGAAGGUCGUGGUGGUGGCAAGAUUAAUCAGCACUUGGCCGUGGCCAUUGAGGUGUUCGAGAUGGCGCCUUCCGUGUUCAUGAUUGAGGUGCGGAAAGCCAUGGGUGAUACUUUGGAAUAUCACAAGUUCUAUAAAACUUUCUGUGACCGAAUGAAGGACGUUACCUCCAAAAUGCCGACGUUGGGAAUUGAUCGAGGAAAACAACUUGCACCUUGAGCAUAGAAGUGUGUGUGUAUGGUGAACUACAAGAAACGAAUGUGUAAGUAUUUUUGUGGAGUUGAGGUGUGUGGUUAUGCUGGUUUACUUUUAGGCUGACAAGAUUUGAACAACACUAGAACAGGACUAAAGGUGUCUGAUCCAAUUAGUGGAACACACAGUUGGAAAUUGUUGUAUGAUGUAGGCACAUUCUGUAAAAAAGAACAGUUGGUAAUUUGUUGAGUACUAUAUCGUAGGCAGUGGGAUGAAAAUAAGAUGUGCUAUUUCCAAAUUUCUGUAUACUCCGUGUUUAUCUUGUUGCAAGGAUUUAUGAUUAUAUUUGAAGCAGCAA
This is a messenger RNA of Physcomitrium patens, 2153 nucleotides long. RefSeq names its product CBL-interacting serine/threonine-protein kinase 24. Gene Ontology annotation, molecular function: ATP binding; protein serine/threonine kinase activity. Gene Ontology annotation, biological process: protein phosphorylation; signal transduction. The record is from RefSeq and is a predicted model, not a curated record. NCBI's taxonomy places the organism in Eukaryota, Viridiplantae, Streptophyta, Bryopsida, Funariales, Funariaceae.